CUGGUGGGGGUGGCUGGGAGGAGCGCCCCCCCCCUGCUGAGAAGCGACUCCGUGGCAUCCUGUAGAUAAAGCACCAAGGACUCCAGAAAAAUAAUGGCAUUUGCACCUCCCAAAAUCCUGGAGGGCCCCAAGAUGCAAACCAAGAUGAGUGCAUGGACCCCCCUGAAUCAUCAGCUUAUGAAUGAUAAGGUAUUUGAAGAAAGAAGAACCCUGAUGGGGAAAUGGUUUGAUAAAUGGACAGACAUUCAGAGGCGAAAAGUCUUGAUGGAUCUGUUAGAGCGCUGCUCUCUGUCACAACUGAAGUUCUGUGUCAAGCAGCUGCAUAAUCGUGUCCCAGUUGAAGCGCUGGAUUUCACCACAAAGAUCCCCAGAGCAUUGUCCCUGUACAUCUUUUCUUUCCUGGACCCUCGGAGCCUGUGUCGAUGCGCCCAGGUGAGCUGGCACUGGAAAUACUUGACAGAGUUGGAUCAACUUUGGAUGCUAAAAUGUCUGCGUUUUGGGUGGUACAUCAACUUCUCUCCAACCCCAUUUGAGCAGGGAAUCUGGAAGAGACAUUACAUUGAGAUGGUGAAAGAGUUCCUCGUUACCAGGCCUACGACACUCCCAAAAAAUGACUUUGUGGUGGUUGAUGUUCAGCCAGUAGCUAAAGAGGCCCCAGAGGUAAAACAGUCGGUGUCCUCAGUCCUACAAUUAGGAAAGAAGAUGGACAAGGAGAAAAGGGGGCUCCCCCCAUGGCGUUCUUCAGAUAAGCAUCCAAUGGACACCAUCAGAUUCAAUUACUUGGACAACUAUGAUCCUAUUGAGCAAGCGAGACAGGCUAGAAAAAACGGGGGAGGGCUAACCCCAGACCUCAGCAAGCAAGCUUUUCCGAAAAAAAGGAGACCAAGCAGUGGAACAUACAAACUCCGGAAAGCAAAGUCAUUGAUGUCCCUCUCAGCAAAUCUUGACUCACAUCCAAAAGUUCCAGUUCGUCCAUCAUGGGCUACCCACCAGUCAAUGGGCUAUCCUGUUACCAAAACAACGGCUAAGCUCCUUGCCCAGAGUGCCCAGUGGAAUGCUGGGAUACGACCAGCACCAGUUCGGGGUCCAGUCCCAAAGCUGAGCAAGAAGGGGAAGAAGGCUUUUACAAGAACAACCAGAAGCUCACCAACAUCACCGCUCUUUGAAAGCCAACCUUGGGAAGUUCCACCAUCCAGCCGUGUUUCUGAUUCCGAGUAGGAAGAUGCAGAAAGGGACAAUCAACAUAGCUGAAUUAGUCUCCAAAGAGGAAAUGCUGCAUUUGCUCUGCAUCCAAGAACCACAAGCCAGACUUGCUGGAAUAACAUUAAGUGCCCAGUGGAUAGUCCAUGGAUGUAUUUCAGUUGUGGACCGAUUGACAAGAGCACGGGGCCUGCACCUGUUGAACUUGGGUUCAGACAUCUGCUCAGCCACGACCUUGCCACAUGGCCUUGGACAAGUCACAAGCUCUUAAGCCUCAGUUUCUAAUGUAAAGUUGGUACGGGGUGAUGUUCUACCCCGCAAGGUUAUUGUAAAAGGUUAAGGCUAUAAGGAUUCUAAUAGUGCAUUCCUAAGAUCACUUUCCUGGGAGUAAGCUCCACUGAAUAGACCUGAGUAGGAUUCUAAGUAGACUCGCUUAGGUUUGUCCUCUGAAGAACUUUUUUGUAAUUAUGAUUGAACUUCUUUUGAGCGCAGAAUUAUGUAAACAACAAAUACAGGCAAGGGGAAAGUAGAGUAUUUGAUAUCUACCACCUGGCUGAAAUAUAAAUGAUGACGACUAAUAAGCUAA
Messenger RNA from Eublepharis macularius, 1786 nucleotides. It is a transcript of the gene FBXO16, whose product is annotated as F-box protein 16. The coding region runs from base 94 to 1218 and encodes 374 amino acids. The transcript is spliced from 9 exons. The record is from RefSeq and is a predicted model, not a curated record. Gene Ontology annotation, molecular function: protein binding. Lineage: Eukaryota; Metazoa; Chordata; Lepidosauria; Squamata; Eublepharidae.